Molecule: messenger RNA, 2697 nt
Organism: Heteronotia binoei (common prickly gecko)
Lineage: Eukaryota; Metazoa; Chordata; Lepidosauria; Squamata; Gekkonidae
Gene: YY1
Product: YY1 transcription factor
Exons: 6
Coding region: 10-1656 (548 amino acids)
Biological process (GO): regulation of transcription by RNA polymerase II
Cellular component (GO): transcription regulator complex; PcG protein complex
Molecular function (GO): DNA-binding transcription factor activity, RNA polymerase II-specific; RNA polymerase II cis-regulatory region sequence-specific DNA binding
Source: RefSeq, a predicted model, not a curated record
CGGGUCUGGAUGGCGGGUGAGGGUGGCUUGGGGUGUCUGUCUCUCUCGGCGGUAGCGGCGGAAGUCUCGCGAGGCGGGAUUUGGCGGCAGCGGCGGUGGUGGCUGCUGCUGCCUGCUUGCCUCCCAGCCUCCCUCCCAACGAAGAGCUGGUGUUUGUGUGGAAGGGGGAGGAGGCGGCGGCGUAGCAGGAGAAGCGGGGGAAGGCAGGGGAGCGAGCGCAGCCCCAGCCCCGCCGGCGUCGGGCAGAGGCGCGGAGGAGGCCCACAGCUGCUGCCGGGGGCUGCCCCUUCCCCCACCACCAUGGCCUCGGGAGAUACCCUCUACAUCGCCACGGACGGCUCGGAGAUGCCGGCCGAGAUCGUGGAGCUGCACGAGAUCGAGGUGGAGACCAUCCCUGUGGAGACCAUCGAGACCACCGUGGUGGGCGGCGAGGAGGACGACGACGAGGAAGACGACGACGACGACGAGUGCUGCGAGGACUGCGGCCCUCACCACCCGCCCCACCGCCGCCACCAUCACCACCACCACCACCACCCGCCCAUGAUCGCCCUCCAGCCGCUCGUCACCGACGGCGACCCCAGCGGCGGCGGCGGGGUGGUGGGCGUCGGGCCCGGCGGCGGCGGCCAGCUCCACCUGCACCACCACCCGCACCACCAGGAGGUGAUCCUGGUGCAGACCCGCGAGGAGGUGGUGGGCGGCGACGACUCGGACGGCCUGCGGGCCGACGACGGCUUCGAGGACCAGAUCCUCAUCCCCGUGCCGGCCCCGGCCGGCGAGGACGAGUACAUCGAGCAGACCCUCGUCACCGUGGCGGCGGCUGGCAGCAAGGGCGGCGGAGGGGGCUCUUCGUCCGGCGGCGGCGGCCGGGUGAAGAAGAGCGGCGGCAGCGGCAAGAAGAGCAGCAAGAAGAGUUACCUGACCGGCGGCGGAGGGGCCGAAGGGGGCGGCGGCGGCAGGAAAUGGGAGCAGAAGCAGGUGCAGAUCAAGACCCUGGAGGGGGAGUUCUCGGUCACCAUGUGGGCCUCGGAUGACAAAAAAGACAUUGACCACGAGACUGUGGUCGAGGAGCAGAUCAUCGGAGAGAACUCGCCGCCGGACUACUCGGAGUACAUGACCGGAAAGAAGCUCCCACCUGGAGGAAUCCCGGGCAUUGAUCUCUCAGACCCCAAACAGCUGGCUGAAUUUGCAAGAAUGAAGCCAAGAAAAAUAAAAGAAGAUGAUGCUCCAAGAACGAUAGCAUGUCCUCACAAAGGCUGCACAAAGAUGUUCAGGGAUAACUCUGCCAUGAGGAAGCAUCUGCACACUCACGGGCCACGAGUACACGUUUGCGCAGAAUGCGGCAAAGCCUUUGUGGAGAGCUCAAAGCUAAAGCGGCAUCAACUAGUUCAUACUGGAGAGAAACCCUUUCAGGCCAGGCCUCAGAGGUUUUGUAGGUGUGGGAUGUCUUUCCCUGAUAAGUCAUACUGUCUAGUUUGCCAGAACAAGAUGUACAAACUGGACAACACCAUAAACAAAUUUGCACGUUCGAAGGAUGUGGCAAACGCUUUUCACUGGACUUCAAUUUACGCACACAUGUGCGAAUUCAUACUGGCGACAGGCCCUAUGUGUGCCCUUUUGAUGGCUGCAAUAAGAAGUUUGCUCAGUCAACUAACCUGAAAUCUCACAUCUUAACACACGCGAAGGCCAAAAAUAACCAGUGAAACUGCAAGAAGAAAGGUCUUGAACUCAAAGCAUCUUACCUUACAGGAGAAUGAUUGGGAAUAAAUAAGCCUCCCCUUUAUAUAUUGUUUCUAGGAAAGAAUUUAAAAAAAGAAAAAAAGCCCUACAUGCCUAAAGGACUUGUUUUUGAUAAAGUAGCAAAAAUAAACUUUAAGACUUCUUUGCUACGAUGCUCGAUUUUGCUCUGUAAUUGGUUCCGAGAGCAUGGUGUUUUUGUAAAGCGUGGCCCCAUCUGAAGGAGGCAGACAGUUCAUGGACUUGCAUCAGAGACAGUUCUUUCUACAACAGUGCUAAAAUUGGACUUUUCACAUUCUUAUAAAUACGAAGCUCACCUGUUGCUUACAAUUUUUUAAUUUUGUAUUUUCUAAGUGUGCAUAUUGUACACUUUUGGGGGAUAUGCUUAGUAAUGCUAUGUGUGAUUUUUUUCUGGAGGUUGAUAACUUUGCUUGCAGUAGAUUUUCUUUAAAAGAAUGGGCAGUUACAUGCAUACUUCAAAAGUAUUUUCCUGUAAAGAGAAAAAAAGUUAUAUAGGUUUUGUUUGCUCUCUUUAAUUUUUUUGGUUGUAUUCUUUGAUGUUAACACAUUUUGUAUAAUUGUAUCGUAUAGCUGUAAUGAAAUCAUGUAGUAUCAAAUAUUAGAUGUGAUUUAAUAGUGUUAAUCAACCUAAACCCAUUUUAGUCACUUUUUUUGGGAAAAAUACUGCCAGAUGCCGAUGUUCCGUGUACUUUCUCUUUGCCUGUUCAGUUAAGGAAAGUGGUGCUCAGUUGUAGAAUGUAUUGUACAGGCACUGACCUUUUAACACCUGAUAUGUACAUCCCGUGUAAUAGAGUGGGCAACAAUAAAACAGUGGUCCUGAAGAAAGAAUAUGGCAGAAAAUUAUCUGUAAGCACAGCCUAUUUUCUUCUGUUGUCCAGAACAAAUUAUAGUUCUUUAACCUCCCAGGAAAUUGGAAGCUAAAUAAAACACAAGUUACCUUUA